GACCACUGAAGUUACAGGAAGUAAACAAAACAGGAGGAAAAUCUAAUGUAUUAAUGUUAAUUGUUGUUAUAGUAUGAAAAUUUACUAAUAAAGGCGGUGUUUUAGUUUCGUUGUAAAGUGCAAUGGCAGCUCUUGACACUGUACGAAUCCUUCAACUUGACCCAGAAGUGAAUUUGAACAGACAUUUAUUUCGUCUACAAAAAGGUCUCAAAUUAAAAUUUUCCUUGAGUCCUGAACUACAGCCUUACCCUGGCAAGCUGUUUUGUAAUCACCCAGAAAAAGGAAAGGCAUUCAAACGAAGUCGUUAUCACGAACUGACAUGGCAGAAAUCAUCCAGUUGUAAAUGUCAUGAUGGUGAUCGAUAUGCUGAGAUUGAAACAUAUGUUUCAGGAUCCUUCCAUUUCUACUUUCAAUAUUUGGAUAAUGAAAAGAAAACAAAACAAGUCUCUGGAUAUUUUGUUGUUGAUCCGAAACUGACUUUUCCCAAUGGAAAUAUUCUUCCACUUGACUGUAUUGCUCUGCAAACCUAUUUAGCAAAAUGUCUUGGUCCAUUAUCCUGUUGGGAAGGACGUUUAAAAGUUGGCUACAAAGCAGGGUACAAUAUGAUCCAUUUGACUCCAGUUCAAGAGCUUGGAGGUUCUAAUUCAGCGUAUUCACUCCAUGAUCAGCUAAAACUGAACAGUUCUUUUAAUGAUAAUGGCCAAAAAUAUGAAUUUGAUGACCUCAAGAAAAUUAUCCAAAAACUUCACAUGAAAUGGAAGUUGUUCUUCAUUUGUGAUAUCGUACUCAACCAUACGGCAAAUGGUAGCCCAUGGUUAAAAGAUCAUCCUGAAUCUGCCUACAAUCUGUCCAACUCUCCACAUUUACGGCCUGCAUAUGUUGUUGAUCAAGCUUUAUGGCGGUUCUCUUGUGACAUUGCAUGUGGUAUUUAUGAUUCACGUGGUAUUCCUGUUUAUAUCAACAAUGAGCAACAACUUGGUCAUUUGCAUGCAAUUCUCAGUAAUAAAAUAUUGCCAGAGCUAAACCUUUGGGAGUUCUAUGGAGUGGAUGUGAACAAAGUAGUUGAUGAAUUUAAAGUUUCGCUAAUGCAGAAAAUGGCUGCGAUGAAGAAUUCACAGGGAUCAACAAUGAUCGAAGGCAGCGUUUCUCCCGAAAUUCUUGUCGUUCAGGAUCCUGAAUACAAGCGUCUCGGUAGCAGUAUUGAUAUAAAGAAAGCUGUUAGUUGGUACAUAUCUAAUAGGAAAACAUCACUGAGAGAUAAGGAAUGGGUUGAGCAUUGUUGCUCGUCUCUGCAGAUUAUUUUAGAAAGUCUGAACAACAAGAUAAUUUAUGACGAUAUCGCUGACCACAUAAGAACAAUAACUCAUAAUAUUGUUUCAACUGUCCAAUAUGAACGUCUUGAUUCAAAUGGUCCAAAACUUGGCUAUCUUACUCAGUAUCAUCCUCUCGUCACUCGAUACUUUAUCGAUCUGAGUAAAGAUGAAUAUGACACAUCUGAAUUUAACGAAUCUAUGAUGUACGCGUCAGAUUGCAAGUACAUUGUUGCACAUCCCGGAUGGAUAAUGGGAGGAAGUGCUCUUGACGAUUUUGCAGCUCCUGGUUCGUUCGCUUAUCUCAGAAGAGAAGUGAUUGCUUGGGGUGAUAGUGUUAAACUGCGUUAUGGAAAAAGACCUGAAGAUGCACCUUUCCUAUGGGCUCAUAUGUUAGAGUAUGUAAAACUUACUGCUAGUAUUUUUCACGGAAUACGUUUGGACAAUUGUCACAGUACACCUAUACAUGUUGCUGAGUAUUUCAUUGAUGAAGCUCGUCAAGUUCGUCCUGAUCUCUACGUUAUUGCGGAACUUUUCACUGAAUCAGAGUUUACAGACAACGUCUUUGUGAAUAGACUUGGUUUGACCUCACUUAUUAGAGAGGCAAUGUCUGCGCAUGACUCGCAUGAGCAAGGUCGACUUGUCUAUCGUUACGGUGGUGAACCUGUUGGUGCUUUCUUUCAUCUUUCUGGUAAACCCAUGGUAAACUCAGUCGCGCAUGCGCUCUACAUGGAUGUAACACAUGACAAUCCUAAUCCUACUGAGGUACGUUCGGUGUAUGAUUCAUUCCCUACAGCAGCAUUGGUGAACAUGGCGUGUUGUGCUACCGGAAGCACAAGAGGAAAUGACGAGUUUGUUCCUCAUCAUGUGAAUGUUGUGACUGACAAUAGGAAGUACAAAUCCUGGAAGGAAGAUAACAACAAUGAAGAUAUUACUACUAUUUCAUAUCUUCCCGAUAAUUCUGGGAUGAUUUUAGCUAGACGUGCCCUUAACAAACUUCACAGAAUGCUGGCAAAGGACGGUUAUAAACAGGUUUAUGUUGAUCAAAUGAACUACGACAUAGUUGCUGUAACUCGUCAUUGUCCUGAGAACCAUUCCACUGUCGUUCUUGUUGCACAUACGUCAUUUACAAAACCUGAACAAAAUCGUGUCCCGAGUACUGUCAAUAAACAUGUAGCAACGUACGAUAUCAAACCACUUCAUGUUGAAGGAGUUAUUGACGAAAUAAUAUUGGAAGGUCGAACUUUGUUCAAAGUAGGAACAAAGGAAUUUGUAAAAAAUGAUGAUUUUAUAAAUGGACUUGAGAGCCACGUCGUUUAUAUUCGUGAACAUUUUUCUGUUGAAGAAUCACAGAUGGUGCGAGUAGAAAAUGUUGAAGGAGGCAGAAAUGUUUAUUUUGACGCGUUUCCUUCUGGUAGUGUGAUUGCUUUCAAGGUUUCGCUUUUUUCAUCAGUAAAAGAAGCUGUUACGAAUGUGAGAGAUUCAAUCAAUGGAUUGCGUAGUUCAGAUCCAUCGAGCCGGUGUGAUUCAAUGUUUAAAACGCUUACUCUUUCUGAUAUGAACCGCAUUUUAUUCCGUUGUGACUCCGAAGAGAAAGCUGAUGGUUUUAAUGGAGGAGCUUAUGAUAUCCCUAACUUUGGACCUUUGGUUUACUGCGGUAUUCAAGGCUUUAUGUCAAUAAUGUCAUCAAUUCGCACCAACAAUGAUUUGGGACAUCCAUUAUGUCAGAAUCUCCGACAAGGAAAUUGGUUGAUGGAUUACACUGCUCAGCGCUUGAUGCGUUUUCAAGGAACUAAAGAGUUUGCUGUUUGGCUUCAAAGUGUGAUAGACAAUAUUUCCAAACUUCCUCGUUUUAUGGUCCCUGGCUAUUUUGAUGUGUUUAUUUCUGUCGUCUACAUGCGUCUAAAAGAGCAUGCUCUCGAAAAAAUGAGCAGCUUCAUCCAGAAUGGAUCAGAUUUAGUCAAGUCAUUAGCAAUGGGCUCCAUCCAAUUGGUAGGUUCAACCAGAUCUGCCCCAUUACCUGGCUUAUCUCCCAAUUUGUGUGAAAUCAAUGAAAAGGCCAACGAGGACCUUCAGCUUCUUACUAUUUCUGCGGGAUUGCCUCAUUUCUCAGUCGGAUUGUGGAGAAGCUGGGGACGAGAUACGUUUAUUUCACUUCGAGGGUUAUUGUUGGUCACAGGACGUUAUAAAGAAGCAAGAAAUUUGAUAUUAGCCUACGGCGGUUGCGUUCGUCAUGGAUUAAUUCCUAACUUGUUAAAUGGUGGAACAGGAGCAAGAUACAACUGUCGUGACGCAACAUGGUGGUGGUUGCAAGCUGUUCAAGAUUAUUCUCGUAUAGUUGCAGGUGGUAGUGUUAUAUUGAAAGAUCCUGUGACAAGAAUGUAUCCUUAUGAUGAUUCACCAUCAUUAUUACCUGGAGAAGUUGAGCAACCGUUGCAUGACGUCAUUCAAGAAAUAAUGCAACGUCAUUUUUCUGGUAUCGAGUUUCGUGAACGAAAUGCCGGUCCCGACAUAGAGAAAAACUCUCGAGAUGAAGCAUUCAACGUCAAGAUUGGAGUGGAUCGACAAACUGGGUUUGUUUUUGGAGGAAAUGAAUGGAACAACGGUACAUGGAUGGAUAAGAUAGGUGAAUCGCAUACAGCAGGAAAUGCUGGCGUACCUACUACGCCAAGGGACGGCAGUGCUAUUGAGAUUGUUGGUCUUUGUAAAUCAACGGUACGAUGGCUUGCUGAUUGUGCAAAAAAGAAGGUAUUCCCUUAUGAUGGAGUAGAAGACGACAAGGGAGAAAAAUGGACUUAUGUAGAAUGGGAGAAAAAAAUACAGAACUCUUUUGAGAAGAAGUUUUGGAUUUCUGAAGAGCCAAAUAUUGAAAUGGAAGGUUCUGAAAUGGGACUUGUGCAUAAAAGGGGAAUUUAUAAAGAUUGUUACAAAUCAAGCCAUCCUUUUACCGAUUACCAACUUAGACCGAAUUUCCCCUUGGCGAUGGCCGUGGCUCCUGAAAUGUUUGUAGCAAAGAAUGCAUGGGUGGCACUUGAAAUGAUAAGGAAACAUCUUUGUGGUCCACUUGGUGUGGGAACAUUAGAUCCAGAUGAUUGGGCGUAUGACGGAAUUUAUGAUAAUUCUCAGGAUUCCGAGAAUUACAAAAAUGCACGUGGAUUUAACUACCACCAAGGACCGGAAUGGCUGUGGGUUCUUGGACCAUACCUUAGAGCUCGUCUUUAUUUCUCAAAGAAGAUUGGUGGUGACAGGCAGUUUGCGAGCACAUGUGAAGAAGUAAGAAUUAUCUUGUCUAAGCAUCAUAAACAUUUAAUAAACUCGCCGUGGCUUGGCCUACCAGAGUUGACAAAUGUUAAUGGAGGAUACUGUAAAGACAGCUGUGAUGUUCAAGCCUGGUCAAUGAGUUGUCUUUUAGAAGUUUUUUAUGAUAUGGAAAAAAUGAUGGAAUGAUCUGCAUAAGACUUAACAUUUCGUAGAAGAUAAAGAUAUUGAAUUUGGAAGUAAAAGAGACAGUUGAAAUUAACAUUUUUUCCAUAUAAUGCGUAGAUGUAUAGCCACUAAUGAGGUUAAAGUGUAGAGAGCUUUUUCAUUAAAUAAUAUAGUGAAUCA
Molecule: messenger RNA, 4916 nt
Organism: Xenia sp. Carnegie-2017
Lineage: Eukaryota; Metazoa; Cnidaria; Anthozoa; Malacalcyonacea; Xeniidae
Product: glycogen debranching enzyme-like
Exons: 25
Coding region: 123-4757 (1544 amino acids)
Biological process (GO): glycogen biosynthetic process; glycogen catabolic process
Molecular function (GO): amylo-alpha-1,6-glucosidase activity; 4-alpha-glucanotransferase activity
Source: RefSeq, a predicted model, not a curated record